Messenger RNA from Galendromus occidentalis (western predatory mite), 2478 nucleotides. RefSeq lists its product as uncharacterized. NCBI's taxonomy places the organism in Eukaryota, Metazoa, Arthropoda, Arachnida, Mesostigmata, Phytoseiidae. The record is from RefSeq and is a predicted model, not a curated record. The transcript has 7 exons. The coding region runs from base 1 to 2478 and encodes 825 amino acids.
AUGGAUUUCACACUGGUCAACGCGAGCGAGCUCCUCACCCGCUUCACGUACUACGACUACGCGGUUUUCAUCAUUCCAAGAAGAUCAGAGUUGAAGGACGAAGACAUUGAGGCCGACAUCGAACUCGCUAAAGAGUUGGCGUCGAGCAUAAUCUACCGUUCCGUGAACAGGAGCGGCGAUCCUUGCGAUGACUUCUACGAGUAUACGUGCAGCGCCGGCUACCCGGCAACCCUGGCCAAACCGAGCCACUACCGCAGAUCGAAAGCUAAGUUUUUCACCAGUUACACCAAGAUGGUGUCGCACACGCUUGAGGAAUUGGGCAAGAGAAAGCUCCGAGAACUCGCCAAGAAGGUGAACAACUCGGACGGGGACUUGACGCAAUCGGAAGUACAAUUAGCCGCCUUGGUCAACAGCUGCAGAGCCGUUGGCGAAGGAGACAAUCACGAAGAGAGUGUUGAGUUCAUCAGAGACAUAUUCGAGGCUGCCGGAUUGGACUGGUUCGAGGAACCCAAAACCGAGGGUCGAUCCGGUGUCGACAGCCUGUUCUACCUUUCGGUACACUUGGGCUUGACAACGCCGAUCGUUGACUUAUCGAUUUUACGGAAUCGAUCUAAAAAUGAAGAGAAGAUCGUCUUGAUCGAGAGCGCGCUUGGAUACCGGACUCCUCUGCAAGAUCUGAAGAAGGACGUGCUGAUGAUGAGGCGCAGCAGUCGCGGCAGUAGGAAGAAGAAGAAGAAGUCGAACACGACGCCGGAGGAAUCCCAAGGAACCACGACGGAAAAAUCGCAGAAAACUACGCCGGAAAACGCGAAGAAGACAACGCCGGCAAAAUCAAAGAAAACAACGCCGGCCAAAUCGAAGAGGACAAAAAAAUCGAAAAAAUCGCAGAGAACAACACCACGGAAAUUGCAAACGACAACGCCGAAGACACAGCAGCGAACAACGCCGAGAAAAUCGAAGAAAACGACGUCGAGAAAAUCGCAGAGGAAGACUGAGAGGAAAUCGAGACUGCGAGAUUUGUGGUUGGGAAAAUCAAAAGGGAUCAAAGAUAAGGUCGAAUCUUUCAAGAAGUGCUUCGGAGAGAUGAGCGAAGUUAGAAAACGUCCAAUCCUCCGCAACGACCCGGCGUAUCGAGGCGUGGAGAACUUCCUCGCGAGAGCGAACGAUAUUUUCGACAUGGGUUGGAAUAAGAGUAGAAUAGUUUCGACGGGAAACGACAUACAAAGCGUCCACAUUUGCCUCGGACGUCUCGAAAGCGACAAAAGACUGAAUUACACCGGAACCCUCAGAGGUCUUAAAUCUCUCGGCAACUUCGAUUGGGUCUCACAUCUUCAACCCCAUUUUGGAGACUGGCUGAGAGUCCAUGGGAAAACAGACGUUUUCAUCGACGAUUACGAAACGGUGUUCGCGACGCUCGAGCUGGGUUCUGACAAAGCUCUAUCGCGGAGUUUCAAAAAUUACUUGGCGCAUUGGUUCCUGGCCUCGGCCGGGAAACUCCUUCCGCUGAGCUACGCGGCAAUGUUGGGACGCGAGCUACUCUCCGAAUACGACUUGCUCAAUAUUCGCACAUUGACGCAUAGGAUGGUGCUCUCCUACGCGAAAAUCAUCGCUGCUCGAGAGGCCUGGGAGCCGCGAUUCAGGUUGCUGACCAUGCAGAAGUUGGAGGACACGAUCGUCCAUAUUGGGUAUCCCGAGGAAUUCGAUUCUCCCGAGAAGAAAGAGUACGGCUUCGAUAUGGGACCGAAUUUCCUCAAGAAUGUGCUGACAGUCAAGCAGAAUAUCCUGAUCGAUACAUGCCGGAAAUUCAGCAAUCCGAGUGUUCUAUACCGGGAUACCUGGGUACACACUUUCGAGGCGGCGAACGCCCGCUACUACAGGACUUCGAAUCUCGCUCUCAUCCCACCGACGCUCCUUUGUUUCCCGUUCUACGUUGGGGCUUUUCCCUCCUGGUUCAAUUUGGCAGCGAUCGGAAGACUAAUAUCGCACGAACUGGCCCACGCCUUCGACUCGAAGUCGUGGACGACCGAUAAUCUGGGGAACUUCAGACAAGACUUCCACCUUAUGGCGAAGCAACAAAAGCUGGCAGAAUAUUAUGGCUGCAUGGAAGAGAAGUUCUCUCUGCCCAUUCCGUUCAACACGUCGCAUAAAUUUGAUGGGAAAUUGAGCUUACACGAAAACACUGCCGAUCAGAGUGGUUUCAAUGUGAUAUACUCGGCCUUCAGUGAGAUCGACAAUCCUGAAUCUUUGCCGUCCUUGUCGGACACCUUCACGCCGGAACAGUCAUUUUUCCUGGUCUAUGCAAUGGUCUCAUGCGAAACAAUGACGAAAAAGCGAGUGGCAUCGUACCUCGAUGCAGUUCACUCCCUGAAGAAGUAUAGAACCAACGUGAAUCUCCAGAGCUCCAAUGGGUUCAGCGACGCUUUCCAGUGUCCCUUCGAUUCACCUAUGCACAAAUCUGAGGAAAAAUGUCUCCUUUGA